Schistocerca nitens (vagrant locust) is the source of this 3414-nucleotide messenger RNA. RefSeq names its product bumetanide-sensitive sodium-(potassium)-chloride cotransporter-like. Gene Ontology annotation, biological process: chloride ion homeostasis; chloride transmembrane transport; potassium ion homeostasis. Gene Ontology annotation, molecular function: sodium:potassium:chloride symporter activity. NCBI's taxonomy places the organism in Eukaryota, Metazoa, Arthropoda, Insecta, Orthoptera, Acrididae. The record is from RefSeq and is a predicted model, not a curated record. Gene Ontology annotation, cellular component: membrane. The transcript is spliced from 20 exons. Bases 9 to 3239 code for a protein of 1076 amino acids.
GCCCCGCCAUGUCCAGCAGCCCGGCGCGCGACCGCCUGGAGCUGGAGAUGCACGCCGUGCCUCCCGCCGGCGACGACGCGGAGGGCGGCGACGGGCAGCCGCAGCGCUUCGAGGUGUUCGCCGUGGCGGACGAGUGGCGCUCGCUGGGCCAGCUGACGAGGGAGGUGCCGCCGCGGGCUGAGCACUACCGCGACUUCACAAACUCGCCGCACGCCUACCGGCCCACGCUAGACGAGCUGCACGAGGGCAAGUACUCCGGCAAGAAUGAAAUCAAAGAAGAAGAAGAAACUCUUCAAAAGAAGAAGGGGAAAGUCAUAAAAUUCGGAUGGGUAGAGGGCGUAUUUAUGCGAUGCCUGCUCAACAUCUGGGGUGUAAUGCUAUUCCUGCGACUUUCUUGGGUCGUGGGACAGGCCGGCAUAGGGGAAGGAGUUGGUGUGAUAGUCGUAGCAAACUUUGUUACGUUAUUAACCACAAUCUCAAUGUCGGCGGUCUGUACCAAUGGACAGAUAAAAGGAGGCGGUAUUUAUUACAUGAUAUCUCGAUCUCUUGGUCCUGAAUUUGGCGGCGCUAUCGGUCUGAUGUUCACCCUAGCCAAUGCUAUAGCUGUAUCGAUGUAUAUUGUUGGUUUCUGCGAGUCACUGCAGGACCUGCUAAGAGGUUAUUCACUCACCAUUGUUGACGGUGACAUCAAUGAUAUAAGGAUCGUUGGCAUCAUAACACUUGUUGCUAUUCUAAUACUGGCGCUGGUUGGAAUGGACUGGGUGACAAGGACGCAGAUGAUACUUCUAUUUGUUCUGAUUGCUGCGCAAAUAGACUUUAUAGCAGGAAGUAUAAUCGGACCAAAGAGCGCCGAGGAAAGGUCUAGAGGAUUUGUGGGCUACAAUAUGGAGACUUUCAAAGAAAACUUGUGGAACGACUAUCGUUACUAUGAGGGAGUCCAUCACAACUUCUUCUCCGUCUUCUCUGUCUUCUUCCCGGCCGUCACUGGAAUUGUGGCUGGAGCCAAUCUGUCGGGGGACCUCAAAGACCCAAGCAGCUCUAUACCACUGGGGACUCUGUUGGCGAUCGUCGUCACAUUCCUGUCGUACGUUGGCUACGCUUUCAUGGUGGGCGCCUGCGUACUGAGAGAUGCUACUGGCAACGAAACCAUGUACCCCAUGGACGUAUUUGACAACGCAAGCAGUGUAGAUCCAUUAUCACUCAUCAAUUACUGCGCCAACUCAACGUGCAAAUUCGGACUUCAGAACGAUAAUCAGGUAAUGGAGCUGGUGUCGUGGUGGGGACCUCUGAUCUACGGUGGGUGCUUCGCAGCGGCACUAUCGUCAGCUAUUGCAAGUCUCGUGGGAGCUCCUAGAGUUUUACAGGCUCUCGCAAAGGACAGGCUGUAUCCAUUCAUAGGAUUCUUCUCCGUUGGGUAUGGUGCGAACAACGAUCCUGUCAGAGGUUAUAUUCUCGUGUCGCUAAUUUCCUUCGGAUGCAUAUUAAUUGCACAGCUGAAUGCGAUCGCACCUUUGCUCUCCAAUUUCUUCCUCGCAGCCUACGCUCUUAUCAACUUCUCCGUCUUCCAUGCUUCCAUAUCAAAGAGCCCCGGUUGGAGGCCUGCGUUCAAGUACUACAAUGCCUGGGUGAGCCUGCUGGGAACCCUCAUGUGUAUCGGAGUGAUGUUCCUCAUGUCUUGGGUCAUGGCGCUCAUCACCUUCGUUGUGGUCGUCACCCUCUACCUCUACGUUUCCUACCGAAAACCAGACGUGAACUGGGGCUCGUCGACACAGGCGCAGUGCUACAACUCUGCGCUGAAGGCGAUGCUGGAGCUGAACCACGUGGAGGAGCACGUGAAGAACUUCCGGCCGCAGCUGCUGGUGCUGGCGGGCAUGCCCGGCACACGGCCGCCGCUCAUCGACUUCGCGGCACUAAUCACCAAAGGCAUCUCGCUGCUUGUCUGCGGACAUGUGCUCAGCGGAAGGCAUUCGCAGCGCGUGCACAAUGCUCUGUCACGGAAAGCGUACCUGUGGCUGCGCAAGCACAAGAUAAAGGCGUUCUUCGACGUCGUGGACAGCGACAACUUCGAGACGGGCACCGAGACGCUGAUGCGGACCUCUGGCCUGGGCAAGCUGCGGCCCAACACCGUCCUCAUGGGCUACAAGGCCGACUGGCAGCACUGCGACCACGACGAGCUCCGCAACUACUUCAACAUCAUACACAAUGCCUUGGACAGAUACCUCGCUGUAGGCAUACUGAGACUCGACGGAGGCCUGGAUUACUCGAGGGUUCUGCAGGACGACGAGUUUGUUCCAAUAUCUAAACUGGACAAAAAGGACGAAGAGGAGAAGCUCAGAAGAAAUCAGUCAGCUUGUCAACUUACACAAGUGGCGCGCGACUUGGCUGACCUGGAGCAGACGGACGAGAGCUCGGACUGCGACUGCGGGCCCGGCGACGCCGUCAGCGCCGACCCGGACCCGGACCGCGACGUGGACCCCGGCGCGCUCUCCUCGGUGGCGGCCGACGACUCGCCGGCGGCGUCGGCGUCGGCGUCGCCCGCGGGCAGGGCCGCCAACGGCGUGUCGCGGCGCAUGCGCCGCUGGGGCAGCCAGCUGUUCCUGGGGCCCACCGGCGAGCCGCUCAGCCCCGAGCUGCUGGCGCGGCUCACGCGCUUCCGCCAGAAGCAGCCCAAGGGCUACAUCGACGUCUGGUGGCUCUACGACGAUGGCGGUUUAACGCUGCUGAUUCCAUACAUCCUGAGCACGAGGUCACAGUUCUCUGGUUGCAAGCUGAGGAUCUUUUCGUUAGCGAGCAGCAAAAACGAACUCGACAGAGAGCAGAGAAAUUUAGCUGCGCUCCUGUCAAAAUUCCGAAUCGACUACAGCGAUGUGGUCGUGAUACCGAACAUCACUCAGCAAGCACAAGAAAAAACAAGAUUGGAAUUUGAAUCUCUGAUCGAGAAAUUCCGAAUUAACAGCAGUAAUGGAGAGAACUCUUCGAACGCCAAUCAAGGGAUUUACAUAACAGAUUCUGAGCUGUUCGCUCUAAAGGAAAAAACGAACAGACAUAUGAGGCUGAGAGAACUGCUGUUGGAAUAUUCCAUCUCGUCAACUUUUGUUGUAAUGGCGCUUCCCAUUCCACGGAAGGGAGUUGUGUCCGCACCUCUGUACAUGGCGUGGCUGGAACUGCUGACCAGAGGGAUGCCGCCGUACCUCAUCCUCAGGGGAAACCAGACAUCUGUCCUCACAUUCUAUUGUUGAAAACUUUGUUGCUAGUCCUAAAAUUAUAAUUAGAACAAAUUAAUAGAGAAUUUUUCGAUUUCAUCUGUCACAUACAUUAUAUUUGUUGCCUAUUUAUAUUCAUAACAUGAAAUGUACCAAAUAAUUACAUCAAGAAAUUUACUUUUGUAAAUAAACUUUUUUAUUUUCAAGGCUA